This is a messenger RNA of Spinacia oleracea (spinach), 1763 nucleotides long. RefSeq names its product protein trichome birefringence-like 18. NCBI's taxonomy places the organism in Eukaryota, Viridiplantae, Streptophyta, Magnoliopsida, Caryophyllales, Amaranthaceae. The transcript has 3 exons. The record is from RefSeq and is a predicted model, not a curated record. Gene Ontology annotation, molecular function: O-acetyltransferase activity. Bases 143 to 1606 code for a protein of 487 amino acids. Gene Ontology annotation, cellular component: Golgi apparatus.
UUAGAGCAAGCCGUCGGCACCUCGGCAUGAUUAGAUGGAAGCAUAAUUUCCAUGUGCUGCUUAGGAAGGCAUGGUGCAUACUCUAGCUGAAGAAAUAAAGUAUUAAUGGUUGGUUUAAUUCAGAAAACACAAGUUUGCAGCCAUGGUUUCAGCUAAGUCCAGAGACUAUUCUAUCUCCUCAAACUAUCGAAGGGUAGCCUCUUCUAUUGCAAUUUUGGUCGUGUUACUUACAGUAUGCGUAACCUGGAAUUCUUGUAUUAUAUUGUCACGACCUGAUUAUCGCUUGGUUACUCCAAAGUCUUUUUUUGAGGCUACUCUUGCAGAAGAUUCAAAUUCAGUUGAAUCCCAUGAAGGUGGCCAUGUAAUUAAAUUGGUCCAUGAUGAGGUGUCAGAAGCGGAGGUGGAGGCGGAGGAGGCGGCGUCUACAGAAGUAACUGAACUUGUUCCAAGUCAAACAGAAAGCAGUGAAAGUUCUGAUAGUCAAACUGCAAGCAGUGAAAGUUCUGAUGAUUCAGAUUGGGAUCUGUAUGACGGGCAAUGGUACUAUGAUUCUGUGGGGCCUUUGUACACAAACAACACGUGCCCUAUCCUUAGUCAGAACCAAAAUUGCCAAGGAAAUGGCAGGCCGGACAAAGAGUACGAGAACUGGAGAUGGAAACCAUCGCAUUGUGAACUCCCAAGAUUUAACGCCACCAAAUUUUUGGAGUUGAUGAGUGGGAAAACUAUCACUUUUGUUGGUGAUUCUGUUGCUCGAAACCAGAUGGAGUCUCUUUUGUGCAUACUAUGGCAGGUUGAAGUUCCAGAGAAUCAUGGAAGCCGCCUCAUGCAACGCUGGAUUUUCAAAUCAAAGUCGGUAACAAUACUCCGUUUCUGGUCUGCAUGGCUUGUACAUCACACUACAGAACCUUUCAGCUACGUUCCUGACGGAAUUACCAAGAUCCACCUAGACGUUCCAGAUGAAACCUUCAUGCAACUCGCACCAAAAUCAGACGUGGUCAUCUUCUCCAACGGCCAUUGGUUUCCCAAACGUUCAGUCUAUCUGUUGAACAACGAGAUCGUUGGAACACAGUUGUGGACCCCACCACCAGAAAAUGAUCAGCCAAUGAAAAUAACCACCACUGAAGCAUUUGAACUAUCUACUGAGACUAGCUUAACUGCUUUGGCUACUCAUUCCAACUACACAGGGUUAACCAUAGUAACAUCUUAUUCACCUGAUCACUACGAGAAUGGUGCGUGGAACACCGGUGGAUCAUGCACGGGGAAGGAUAGUCCGUUAAUGCCGGGUCAAGUCGUGGAGCACGAGUACACGAAUAUCAUGCAUGAUAAACAAACUACGGGCUUCUACCGGGCUGUUAAGAACCGGACAAAUAAAUCAAAAUUGAAGUUGAUGGAUAUUACAGAAGCUUUUAAGUACCGUCAUGAUGGUCAUCCGGGUCCAUACCGGAACCUUGACCCGAACAAGAUCACGAAGAGGAGCCCGAAAGGGCAUCCACCUCCACAAGAUUGCUUGCAUUGGUGUAUGCCGGGGCCUGUUGAUACAUGGAAUGAGUUUAUGCUUGAACUUAUCAGAAGAGAGUUUGAAGGUAACCAAAACUCUGCCUUUUAGGGUCCGUAAGUCCGUUUGGUAUCGUUUUUUGUUUCCAUUUUUUUUAAAACUAAAAAUCAAAAUAUGAAAACCACAAAAAGUGGUUUCACGUUUUUUGUUGUCAGUUUUCAAAAUCAACAUAAUUAUUAUAUGUAUGACUAUUUUUUUUAUGAUUCAA